CUGUGAAUGGUAAAUUAUAAGCCCUUUGCAUUGCUUCGAUGUCUGAACCGGCUGAAAAUGAAAUUGUUAUCCCUAAUUACAGACUGUCCAUCAACAUAACCGCAACUAGCGAACGCAACUGAGAGGGAGAGAAGGCAAGGCGGAGAGGGAGAGGGAGAGGGAGAGAGAGAGAGAGAUCAUUGGGAGAAGAAUGGAGGCGGAUGGAGAGGGUAAAAGCGUCGCCACGGAGGCCUCCGGUGGUGCUGUGGAAGGACGAGAAGAGAAUGGUGGAGGAGGUGAGAGCGUGAAGCUUUUCGUGGGUCAGGUGCCGAAGGGCAUGACGGAGGAGCAGCUACUUGCAAUGUUCAAGGAGGUGGCCCUUAUUGACGAAGUCAAUAUCAUCAAGGACAAAGUUACCAAGGCCUCUCGAGGUUGCUGCUUCCUGUUCUGCCCUUCUAGGCAGGAAGCGGACAAGGCAGUCAAUGCCUGCCACAAUAAAAGAACGUUACCUGGAGCUUCAAGUCCUUUGCAAGUAAAGUAUGCAGAUGGCGAGUUGGAAAGACUAGAGCAUAAACUUUUCAUUGGUAUGUUGCCAAAGAAUGUAACAGAUGAUGAUGUUACUGCGUUGUUUUCCAAGUAUGGUAAUGUAAAAGAUUUGCAGAUCCUUAGGGGUUCUCAACAGACAAGUAAAGGUUGUGCCUUUCUUAAAUAUGAAACCAAAGAACAAGCCUUAGCAGCUCUUGAGGAUCUAAAUGGGAAGCAUAUGAUGGAGGGCUCAAAUAUACCUUUAGUUGUCAAGUGGGCUGACACUGAAAAAGAAAGGAAGGCCCGUAAGGCUCAAAAAGCUCAAUCUCAAGCUUCCAGUGUUCCUCAUAUGAACUCAUUACAACAAUCGUCAUUGUUUGGAGCGCUACCAAUGGGGUAUAUUUCUCCAUACAAUGGAUUCAGCUAUCAGGCGCCGGGAACUUAUGGGCUUAUGCAGUACCCUUUAGCUUCAAUGCAGAAUCAAACUGCAUUCCAUAAUCUGAUUUCGCCCGUUAGUCAAGGAAAUGCAUUACGUGGGACCAAUCAAGAUCUCUCCCCAAGCACGGUACCUAGGAAUUUUACAUCAAUGCAAUCUGCUGGUUAUGUUGGCGCUGGUUAUCCAGGUGUUCCUGGUCUUCAGUAUCCUCUUACCUAUCAAAGUGGGAUAAUGAGUCACAGGCCUCCGAACAAUUCUCAUAACCCCAAUCAACCUCUGAAUGGGAAUAAUAUUUCGGCACCUUCUUCCAGCCACAGUUCUAGUUCUGGAGGACAGAUCGAAGGUCCUCCUGGAGCUAAUUUGUUUAUUUAUCAUAUUCCCCAAGAAUAUGGAGAUCAAGAGCUUUCAAGCGCUUUUCAGGGAUUUGGUAGGGUCUUAAGUGCUAAGGUCUACGUUGACAAGGCAACGGGUGCUAGCAAGUGCUUUGGUUUUGUAAGUUUUGAUUCGCCAGAAGCUGCACAAACUGCUAUUGAUGUUAUGAACGGUUUCCAAUUGGGUGGUAAGAAGUUGAAGGUGCAGCUCAAGAGAGAUAAUAAACAGAGUAAGCCUUACUGACUGUUACUUGCGAGGAAAGCUUUCGGCCAUAAGACGGUAAAUAUGAUGAUGGAAAAAAGAAAAAUGAUGAUCUUGUAAUUGUUCCAUCGCAUCCGGGGCUGGAUCUCAUGGCCAUAUAGCACAGAACAUACGAUGGUGGAAGAAAAUUGAUGGUUUCAUGAUUGUUCCAUCUCUUGAGGUCUCAAACUGGAAACUGUUAGCGCCAUUAGAUUCAUUACUAGAUUCAAAUUCUUUGAAAUUUGUUCUCAUUAAUGCAUUAUCUUGCACAUUAUCUUGUAAUUUAUGUAUAAUUGAAAUUUAUUUAGAUGUCAGAAAUUAAAUUCAUUUUAUUGUUUAUGAAAAAUUUAAGAGCUGAUCAAUGACUGUUUGUUCCAAA
Messenger RNA from Dendrobium catenatum, 1931 nucleotides. Its product is annotated as RNA-binding protein BRN1. Lineage: Eukaryota; Viridiplantae; Streptophyta; Magnoliopsida; Asparagales; Orchidaceae. Gene Ontology annotation, molecular function: mRNA binding. The transcript has 9 exons. The record is from RefSeq and is a predicted model, not a curated record. Bases 191 to 1555 code for a protein of 454 amino acids. Gene Ontology annotation, cellular component: nucleus; ribonucleoprotein complex; cytoplasm.